Molecule: messenger RNA, 1398 nt
Organism: Sordaria macrospora k-hell
Lineage: Eukaryota; Fungi; Ascomycota; Sordariomycetes; Sordariales; Sordariaceae
Source: RefSeq, a predicted model, not a curated record
AUGACCAGGAGAAACUCUCCACCUUCGCGGUCAUUUGGCUCCUACGGUCGUGAAUCCAUCGCCUUCGUCACGAUGGACGGAAGCGAUGUAGCCCCCAAGGCGCCUGUGCCCGUGGUGUAUCAACAAAACUCGGGUCAGCGGCUGGGCGAGAAGAGCCACGCACCCUUCGAGAGCGAAUCAUUCCCAGAGACCGGCUCUCAGGAGACGUACAGUGACCUCUUUCCGGCCCAUGGUCGGUGCGGUGACGACUUGCAUUCCCUCUACGACGGCCCUACCACUUCCACUCGCCCUGGCAUAUCGCCUACAGGACCUCCCAGCUUCGACUUUGAAUCUUUCCUUGCCACCGAGUUUGAUCUUUCCAAAAUCCAUGCCAUCAAGCACCGGCUCUGGUUAGCUGGCCGUCCUGUCCCUCCUCGCUCCUUGCAAACUCAGAUUACGCAGGGGAGAGAAGUGAUUGUGAGUGAAAAGCUGGAGUUCCAUCUGGUUUGGGGAAGGGGCAAGGUAUACCUAAAGCCUUUGGCUAAGUAUUUGUUAUGCCGGCAAUUUUGGGACGAGGAGAUGGCGUGUCGCAGUGAAGCAAAUUGUCAGGGAGGGCGGAAGAAGGGGAACGGGCUGGAUGGAGUUGCUAGUGGUUUGGAUCAUGGGGCUGAGGGAACUGGGAAUGACCACGGUGAAAGGGACGUGAUGGUGUCGACGAGUGCCAAGGAGGAGCUUGCGAAGAAGACCAACAAAAAGGAUGGUUCCGAGCUCCUUUGCAAACGGUGCGAAGCCCGACAGGCGGCGUUGGGGCUGUUGUACUCGUAUGUAGCCCUGGUCCAGCGUGAGAGCGACUUGGAGACGGCGAAGGAGAUGGGUCUGAUCCCAAAGGCCAUCAGCUGGCCGAAGUGGCGCUUGUUUGUUCACGAGUUUCUCGACCCGCAGUCCCGUUACCAGCCGAUCCACCACAAUAUCGCAGUCCGCUUCAUCUACGGCGAACUUCGUCUCAACCGGCUCGACAUGAUCUACCUGCUCACCAAGCCGCUGACCCUGGGAUUUAUGCCGUUGUGGACGUCGUACGGCGACUUUGUGGUGAACAAUUCGAGCUGGAUUAUCGGCGGGACGGCGUGGAUCGUGGUGCUGUUGUCGGCAAUGCAGGUGGCAUUGGGGACUGACAUGGGUUCCGGGGAAAAGAACGCACCAUUGCACAGGGCGAGUUACGGAUUCGCCAUCUUCUCGAUGCUGGGCCCGCUUGCCGCGUUUGCGUUGUUGUUUAUGUACAUGGUGCUGAUACUGAUCUGGAACUUGGUAAGAACAAGGAAUUAUGAGAGGAAGAGGAGCAAGGCAUUGAAGAGGGGAUGGAGUGACAUGCACAAAUCCAAGGAGGAGAGUUCAAGGCGCAGAAAAGUGUCGCCGGUUUGA